Molecule: messenger RNA, 1350 nt
Organism: Dracunculus medinensis (Guinea worm)
Lineage: Eukaryota; Metazoa; Nematoda; Chromadorea; Rhabditida; Dracunculidae
Source: the annotation of a GenBank genome assembly
AUGUACGCAACUGCAGCUGGGACUGAGCCGUCGACAAACCUCAAAGAAGUACUUGCGAAGAAAAUUGUUUCUCACAAUAAGAAAGUACUUGAAUUUCGCAAAGAACAUGAUCAAACAGUUUUACAAAAUGUUAAUAUCGGUAUGAUUUAUGGAGGAAUGCGAACAUUAAAGUCAAUGAUAUGUGAAACAUCAGUCUUGGAUCCUGAAGAAGGAAUACGAUUCCGUGGUUAUUCCAUUCCAGACUGUCAAAGACUUUUGCCCCAUGCACCAGGUGGUGAGGAACCAUUGCCAGAAGGAAUAUGGUGGUUGUUAUGUACUGGUGAUAUUCCAAAUGAAAAGCAAACCACAGCAAUCAGCAAAGAAUGGGCAAAACGUGGCGAUCUUCCUGAACAUGUAGAACGUAUGUUGGUCAACUUCCCAUCAACGCUUCAUCCUAUGGCUCAGUUCAUUGCAGCUAUAGCUGCACUUCAUAGUGAAAGCAAAUUUGCUAAGGCUUAUCAUCGUGGCGUCCAUAAGAGUACAUAUUGGGAAUAUGUUUAUGAAGAUUCUAUGGAUUUAUUAGCAAAAUUGACAACAGUUGCUGCCAUAAUUUAUCGAAAUCUCUACCGAGAUGGGAAAUCAUUUGGCACAAUUAAUGCAGAUAAAGAUUGGUCGGCUAACUUUGUCUCUAUGCUUGGAUAUGAUAAGCCAGAAUUUAUUGAAUGUAUGCGUAUGUACUUGACUAUCCACUGUGAUCACGAAGGUGGUAAUGUGUCAGCACAUACCUCGCAUCUCGUAGGGUCAGCACUUGCUGAUCCAUAUUUGUCAUUUUCAGCUGCUAUGGCUGGUCUUGCCGGUCCUUUGCAUGGCUUAGCAAACCAAGAGGUCUUGAUAUUCCUUUCGAAAAUUGUCAAAGAAUUGGGAGACAAAUAUACCGAAAAAGAUCUUAGUGAAUGGGUAUGGAAUCAUCUCAAGAGUGGACAGGUAGUGCCUGGCUAUGGUCAUGCAGUCCUUCGUAAAACUGAUCCAAGAUAUACAUGUUUGCGCGAAUUUGCUCUCAAGUAUCUUCCUGAUAACAAACUAUUCCAUUUGGUCUCUACUCUUUACAAAAUUACUCCCGAUAUUUUACUGAAACAAGGCAAAGCAAAGAAUCCAUGGCCAAAUGUUGAUGCCCAUUCUGGUGUCGUUUUACAACACUUUGGUAUGACUGAAAUGGGAUUUUACACUGUACUUUUCGGUGUUUCACGUGCAAUAGGUUGUUUGUCGCAAAUGAUUUGGUCGCGUGCUAUGGGACUGCCAAUUGAAAGACCGAAAUCGCAUUCUACGGAUGGUCUUAUCGAAUUGGCUAAAAAAACAUCGAAAUCUCAUUAA